Molecule: messenger RNA, 3499 nt
Organism: Puntigrus tetrazona (Sumatra barb)
Lineage: Eukaryota; Metazoa; Chordata; Actinopteri; Cypriniformes; Cyprinidae
Exons: 3
Coding region: 1703-2512 (269 amino acids)
Source: RefSeq, a predicted model, not a curated record
GUGACAAGUGGCUUUCUCUCACAGCAUGCAUUUAACUAGAUACGCGCAAGGAGAAUAUUACUUGUCAUUUCUGUUAAAAUAAUCACUUAUUUAGACAAAAGUGAAUAAAACGUUCUUGCGUUUUAAGCUAUGCAACAACCUGCUGUCAUACCAUUUUUAUUUAUUAAUUUUUUUCCAUGCCGAUUCAUUGUGCAAAUUUAACCCCAAAUUGUGAACAAAAAAAAAUAAAAUGUUUUGUCUGUUAACAGAAAUAACUAGUCGGCAGAGUUGUCUAAUAAAUAUUUAUUGAAUAGAUUGUUAAAUGAUGAAUAAGAUAAUUAUAAAUUACAUUCAUUUAUUUAAUAAUUGUUAAUAAUUAAAUUAAACGUAAACAAUCAAAUGAAAGAUUACUUCAAUGGCUGCUUGCGUAAUUAUAUAUGAAUAGCAUUAAAAAUGAAUAGAAACAAAAUGAUGAAAAACAAAUGUAGGAUUGCUACCCAGAAGCAGCGCACAUAGUUAGCGUUCGAGGAUCCAUAGAUCCUUCAAAACAUACAGAAGGUAUAAACUCCCUUGGUGACCACACAGAGUCCACCCAAUACCCCAGCAGAAACUUUAGCCGUCCUGCCGUAGUGGCUCUAGCUCAAAUGUCAUUUGUUUAAUAUGAAUGGAUCUGUACUCAUCUUUGCACGUUCUGGUAAUAUAGAUGAGACGCAUUCGUCUAAAGUGUAUGAACUCACAAUUAAGGCGAAAUAAAGAGUAUAGCCCUUUUGAUGUUGUUUAUUUAUGAACAGGCAAAAUGUUCUAAAUUGUAAUAUGUUUCCAAAAUGGCAUCAAAUCAAAACUAAAAGCAUUAUAGAACAUCACAGUUAACUUGAAUCUAUCGAAAUGUAUUUGUUAUAUGCAGGUGUUGUAUGCAAAUUGUUAUAUUAUUUUCUUGCUAUUCUUGCUAUUUUCACAUUUAAAAAAAAACACAUUUAUAUUUAGUUGUUAAUAUGUGGGUGUGUAGUUAUAUACAGUUACAUAAAUAAAAAUGUCAAAUAAUGGCCUGUAUUAUAUGCUAUUCAGAAAGAAAGGAAAUAUAAUAUAAUAACUGUUAUUUAGUUAUUUAAUAACUGUUUAACUUUAUCCUAGGUGAUUCAGGCCUACAUGGUUUACCUAAAGGAAGCGGGAAUUGAGUCCAAACACCUGCAUUCUGAUUAAAUAAUGUUUAUCGGUACUAAAAUGCAUGUUAUGUAACAUGCACAGAGGUAACUGUGGAAGACAGAAUAAGCGUGUAGUCUAAUAUGUCUAACGCCGGUUAAUUAUUCAUGUGCAAGUGUAGAGUUACAAGCUCACCGUCUCCAUGGAAACCUAGCGUGACUUCUUUCAUGCGGUAAGAAAUGGUCAUCGCUUGCAAUAUGUCCUUAACGCGUUUGGAUCAAAAACAGCACUUCAGCACCAUGGACAAGAUCGAGCAACUAAACCCCAUCGACAUGUAAAGAGCGUUUCCGCGCGGAGAGGGACAUGGAGAAGCAAGGCAGGCUGGCUACCACAAAUAAAAGUAAUUAUAUACACGUAAAGGUUACCAAACAAGCAAGCUGACGUGUUUAACGCUUUUCGGGUGACUUGCUGUAGAGAGUUGUUCUGAGCAAGGGCACGAUGGUGAUAGAUCCCUCGCGGGCUCUGAACCAACAACCUUUCACAAACCAGCCCGAAUAUUUAGACGCCGAAGGCGCCCGCUGCGAUGUUUAAGAAAAUCAACGCGGUUUUCCGUCCGAACCAUCCCGGAUCUCGCUCGCGGGACAGGUUCAGGGCCAGCGAGGACUACCACAGCGCGUGCACGGUCAAACUGGUCCGGAGCACGUCCAUGCUCGUGGUGGGGGAGAGCGGUCGCGCGCCGCGGGACCCCGCGCUGAAGAGGAGCGCGAGCGCCGUGAGCGUCGAGGCCAGCACCGCCCUGUACUACUACCAAAGCCGAGAGGACCGAGUGUGGCUCUACUCCCAGAACCAGAACUGCUUGGAGUACUUACAGGAACUGGUCGCGCUCAGGAGGCAGUACACCAAGAGCAUCAACGACCUCAAGAGCGGCGAGCGCAAAGAGACCGCGUCCCGCAAGAAGAACCCCGCGCCCCGGCCACCGCAAAACAGAGCUGCACAGACUUCGAGGCCUGAACCUUCUGCUCCACCAAUCCCAAAUGAGGAAGACACACUCCAGUUCUUCGAUGCAGUCAUUGCAAGCUGCGACCCAGAGCCCAGUCGAAAACCACACGUGGACAAUGGGCAUGCGGACGUAGACUUCAUAGUGGCAACCAGUACCAGCGAGCAUGACCUUCACUCUAACUGGGUGCUUCGAGAUCCUCGCCGAAUCUCCAUGACAGAGUCCCAACCCAAGAAUCCAGAAAUCAGUCAUGGGCAGGCAGCCCAGCGGAAGGGGGACAUGGGAAGCACAGGCAGCAGGAGACGUCUACAACGAAACCCAAUCCACCUGCCAAAAGUGGUGGAGAGUGCCUUUCAGACUUUGCGUUUCAAACCCAAGCUCAAGAAGAAAGACUAGCGGCUUAAGCUGUUCCACCGCUUGUGCCCAGAGGACGACUUGAACUUCACGAAGUUGGAGCUGGAAGCAAGAAUAAGGAACAAUCUGACUCACCACAGAAGAUGUGAGCUCUGUGACGUAAUGUCAGUGCUUACUCACUGCCAGAGCUUCAUAAAUUAUCCACAGCAGAUCAGAAUCUCUCGUUCAGUAGCUCUCCAUAGCGAAUGUUUAAGGCCAUUAACAGAGCGUAACCACUGAACAAUCACCCUGCGCACUGAUUCCAGACAGAGCAACUGGAAUUUUCUUAUCACAUUAACACAGAUCUGAGAUCUGAUGAGCAAAACACAUCAAGGCCAAGGGGCUAGCUAUUAACUGCCUGGCUAUGAUAGGUGAGUCUUAAAGGGACGGUUCACGCCAAAAUUUAAAUUCUGUCGUCAUUUACUCAUCCUCAAGUAGUUACAAAUCUGUAUGAAUUUCUUUGUUCUGCUGAAAGGAAAGGAAAAUGCUUUGAAGAAAGUUGGUUGUUUUGGGUCACCAUUGACUCCCAUAGUAUUUUUUCCUCCUACGGAAGUCAGCGGUGACCCAAGACAACUUUAUUUAAAAUAUCUUCCGUUGUGUUCGGUACAACAAAGAUAUUCACGCGGGCUUGGAUCUACUUGAGAAUGAGUAAAUAAUGACAGAAUUUGAAUUUUUAAGCGGACUAAUCCUUUAAUGCAAAGCUAACACCUAUGCCCUGCAUUUAAAUCUAAUCAAAUACAGUAAAACGAUGGGGAUCAUUACUGUAGUAUUUCUUUAUAUAAAUCCCUCCAACUUGUACUAGGUGCCUUAGUGUGUAGGUUUGUACGAUCUUUUUUUUGUUAUAAUGACUAUGAUGAUUUAUGUUAAGGAAUAGUUUAAGUAAGCUAAGCAGCAAAAGACCGUCCAAUUGUGUGUGAACUACUUCAGCUACUGUUCAAGUGUUGUAUUUCUACUAGUAUUUUUUAAAACAUUAAAGCCUAUAAAGAGGAA